Messenger RNA from Saccostrea echinata, 2389 nucleotides. Its product is annotated as FAS-associated factor 2-A-like. The transcript is spliced from 14 exons. Gene Ontology annotation, molecular function: ubiquitin binding. The annotation marks the transcript as partial. NCBI's taxonomy places the organism in Eukaryota, Metazoa, Mollusca, Bivalvia, Ostreida, Ostreidae. Gene Ontology annotation, cellular component: endoplasmic reticulum. The record is from RefSeq and is a predicted model, not a curated record.
CAGGAAGUUGCAAUACAAAUCAUCAUCAUGGCAGAAGAGAAUGGAGAUGUGGACCUUUCUCAAGAACAGACAGAGAAACUGCUUCACUUUCAAGAUUUGACUGGAAUUGAAGACAUAGAUCGAUGUAAAGGCAUUCUGCAAGAACAUAACUGGGAUAUAGAGAUAGCAGUACAGGAUACUUUUAAUAAAAGAGAAGGCGUCCCAAAUGUAUUUACUCAACCUGAGGGUGUUAAUAAUGAACCAAGAGAACCAUCUAUGAAUUUACAACCCAAUGAUCAAAGGGUUUUCACAGUGGCCAGACCUCCCCCGCAAGGCAUUUUUCAGUGGUUGUACCACAUCAUCUUCUUUCCCUUCCGUUUUGUGUACAGUUCUCUAUUAGAUUUAAUAAGAUUUACAUUUAGACUGAUUCGUCCAGACCCAAGGAGAAAUGUAACAGACCCUGUAGGAGAUGUAACAGCCUUUAUAUCGAAAUACGAGGAGACACUCGGAGGCAUACACCCAACAUUUUACCAGGGUUCUUAUAGUCAGGCUUUGAAUGAUGCAAAGAGAGAGUUAAGGUUCCUAUGUGUUUAUCUCCAUGGUGAUGAUCACCAAGACACCAUGGAUUUUUGCAGAAACACAUUAGGAAAUCAAGAAGUAAUUGAUUAUAUAAACACAAGGAUGUUGUUUUGGGCAUGCAAUACAAAUAGUCCUGAGGGAUUUAGAGUUUCCAGGGCAUUGAAAGAAAAUACUUAUCCCUUUCUUGCAUUGAUUGUCUUGAGACAAAACAGAAUGACAGUGGUAGCACGGAUAGAGGGACCUAUAGGACCCAUAGAACUGAUAGAGAAAUUAGACAGAAUCAUGCAGGAUAAUGAGGCAUCCUUAAUAGCAGCACGUGCUGAAAGAGAAGAGAGGAACUUCACCCAGACAUUGAGGAGGGAGCAGGAUGCAGCAUACUUAGAAUCCCUGAAAGCUGAUCAGGAAAAAGAAAGGAAGAAGAAAGAAGAACAAGAUAAAAUCAAUCAAGAAAAACAGAGGCAGGUAGAUGAAGAGAAGAAAAGACUACAGAUGAUACAGGAGAGAGAAUUACUAAAAGAGAAAUUAAAGAAUGAAAUCCCAGAGGAGCCAUCAACUGAUGACCCAGAUGUUGUGAGAAUCAUUCUAAAGUUACCUCAUGGGUCUAGGAUAGAGAGAAGGUUUCUCAAAAAUCAGUCAUUAAAGUACUUACAUUAUUUUGCAUUCUGUCAUGAGGACUGUCCGGAUGACUUUCACAUAGUGACAAAUUUCCCCCGAAGGACUUUGCCCUGUGAACCACCCAGUCAGGGCCCCGACCCUCCCUCUUUUGUGGAGGCUGGACUAGGAAAGAAUGAAUUGCUCUUUGUUCAAGAUAAUGAGGCGUGAUAGUUAUUAUAUGUAUGCUGCAGGAGAGAGGAAGAGAUAGAGUGCAACAUAAUGUUGGAAGUUCCAAAGAAAAGGCAGGAAGAAUGUGCAAAUAUUUAUAUAGAUGGCAGUUGUGAUUGUUUGAAGAAUUGGAAAGCAAAGGCUGUUUUACUUUAUGAUUGUAUUUACAAGAAUGUUGUUAAUUUAAAACCAGAUUCUGUUGGUUGCUGUUGCACCUUUUGAACACAGUGUGUUCAUAUAUUAAAACAGUUCAUUUUCGCUCACCUUGGCAAAGUCAGAGCCUCAGCUAUAGUGCCCCAGUAAUCAUAGAUUUAUACAGGUCUAAUCGUUUUACUAGCUUUAAGACCUACCUCAACCAAACUUUCAUGAUGUCCUGGUAUCCAUGCUUUGUCUUGCUUUGGAUGCAGUUUCUUGACAGAAAUAUAUUAAAUAGGCCAGGUUUAGGUUUUAAAAUACAACCAUGAAAUUGAAUGACAAUCUAAGGACUUCAUUCUUGUUUCAGAUGCUAUUAUAUUUUCAGAUUUAUCCUACAAUGUUAACCUUGAUAAAGAAAACAACUACAAAGAAAUCAACCGAUAGAUCUUACUUAUUGAACAUUCAGUUGGUACCCCGAAUUUGCCUCACUUUGACAUUUGUUCAGGUGAGCUAGUAAUCUACAAUUACCUAUGUUAAUUUCAGAGCACUAUAAAGAUGAAGUGUUUUAUAUGGGGUUUUAUUCAAUAUUGAUCUUCAAUGACAGGCAAUAGGUUUUGCUGUAAAACAAGUCAUAUUUAUGCAUGUAUUUAUAAAACGUAGAUUUUGAAAAAUAUUACCCAAGUAGGUAAAAAAAAAUUUGAAAUCGUGAAAUGUUACCAACACUGUUGAUGUAUGGAAAUUGGCAGAAUAAAUGUAUCUCAAUUCAUGUUGAUUUUUUGAUGGUUUCAUGGUUUGGAAUUUAGUUUUAAGCAGUGGAAAUACCAUAUUAUCUUACAAUGACUAUCGUAUCUAUAAAUAAACUUGGUCUAUUCAA